UGUACUCUGGUAUUUGUAUCUAUGCAAUACUACAUGCGUGCGUGAGUGUUUGUGCGUGAAGUUGAAUUAAAUUAACUCGCCGGUCGCGAUUUAAAGCGGACGACUACAAGAAAACGCGGCGUGCCAGCAUCAGUUGUGGCAAGAGUUCAAUCGUGUGCAAAAAAUGUACAUACAUAUGUACAUAUAUACAUACAUAUAAGUGCAAGAACAGUUUGGUGUGUCCAUUAUUGCAAUUUGGAAUAGCACACAUACACACACAAUUCGCGUAUAACUAAAGAUCGACAGCUGCAUCGGGUGGGGUAUGCCUUGGCCCUUGACCACACAGACGCACAUCCACUGCUUGUUUCGCUGGCUGAAAAGAAUUUACCCAUUUUUUGAUACCAACAAUGGUUCCAUACAGGAAAUCAGCCACAACAACAUUGAAGGCAUGACGAUAUCCAUGAUCCAUGCCAUACCCUAAGCUCACACACGUCAUAGUGGUGGCAAGUCCUUAAAGACUACGAGAAACUAAAAACAAAACUACAAAAACAGCUAAUAAGAGAAACAAACAUUAAAAUGCUGAAAAAUGUACCAACCGAACCGUCGAAAACUUUGCCAAAGUGUUGGAAUAAAUUUAAAAGCUAAACACAAAUCACCAGUACAGUUAAUGCUAAAGACUUGAAAGUGUUAAAUUUGUAUAACAGGAAAUAGUCAUUAAAAAACAAAAACAAUAGUAACUAAAGAAAUAGAAAACAAAGGCUUACGAAAAAAAUAUAUAUAAACAAAAAAUCGGCGCACAUCAACAACAAAACACAACAUCUGAAAAACGUCUUGCGCUCCUCUUAGCGCCAAUCUCACGCCAGCUUGUCCGCGCGCUCUCCACUCAUCACAAAAUGCAACACUGCGCCACAACGAAAUUUACCGCUUUGUCGCCGCAAUUGUUGUUUCCAUCGUCACACACUCUGCUCGGCACAUUACUCAUUUUAUUGGCUUUGAGCACCUGGACCACCAUCCUAACCCCGGUCGAAUGCCAGCGGCCAUUAAUCAAUCAUACCAAUUACAAUUCGAUCGCCGCCGCGCAGCAGCACAACUAUUUGGGCAGCGGUAAACAAUUGCGCAAUGGACGCAUACGCGAUAUGCCCAUACCACAAGCGACGAUGGCGACAAUGCUGCAACGUGGCAUGCCGCUCUAUGAUGACUUCGACGGCACAGAUGGUACACGCCUACCGCCAUUGGGUGGACGUGGCGGGCGCGGUGAUAAUAAUCGCCGCCGACUAAAUCUGUCCGGACUUGGUUCGGGUAUUGGGCGACCGGAUCGGGGUAGCGGACGACGUGGUAUCGAAUCGUUGCGCAAGGAGCUAAUGAAGCCGUCGAUAGGUGGACCGGGUGGUGGCAUAAGCGGCAAUAGUGCAGGCUAUUCCUCCUAUUCGGCAACCUCUUCAAUAGGCAAGAUCGAUGGACUGGGCAGCUUGGGACCGGCUGAACGCUAUGGUGAGCAAAUGCGGCCCGGUGUAGGCACAGUUUAUGCCACACAAUUUCCGCCACAAUUCAUUGCCAAUCAACCAGGCACCGUCGACGACAAGCCGCUGCGCAUGGGUCCAAAAAAAUCGUACAAUUCAAUUUCGGAAAUACGAAAAUUGAAUAAGCAACGCUUCACGCCGCAAGGACAAGCCGAUGAACCGGAUGGUGGUGUCACUAAUGGCAAUAUCGAUGCCGACGAUAUCGAGGUGGACGAGCACAGAGAUCCAAUGGAAGUUAUCAAAGAGAAAAUGCGCAAUACAGCGCCCAAAUCGAGUCCCUAUGAAACACAGACUGACGCCCCUUCUUCGGAAAUUGAAGACCAGCUUGGUGUGAAAUGUACAUUUGAAACGCCUUGUGCUUGGAAAUGGGCAGAAGAUCUACCAGAUGGUUUCCAAGUGAUAAGCGGCAAAGAGCUAGUGAAGAUGAAUAUGACUGGUCUAUAUCCAGGGCCAAUCGCCGACACGACUGAAGAUGCGAAUGGCCACUUUCUAUACGCACGUCUACUACCCACCACUAAGCAGGUGAAUCUCACUUCACCACAAUUCAGCACCACUAUGGAGAAAUGUUUCCUCGAAGUGUACAUGCAUCAGAGCGAUAUGAGCCAUGGAGUUUCGCGCGUAGUCGUCGAACCGAUGCAUUCGCAGGAGAGCCCAUGGGUGCCGGCAGAAAUCGUGGGUGAUAACUAUCGUCAAUGGGGUCGUAAAUUCUAUCGCCUUGGACGCAUAACACGUGACUUUCGCAUUAUUUUCGAGGUAGUGCCAAAGAUGGGCAACAUCCAGAAGGCGCAUGUGGCUAUCGAUAAUUUACGCAUGGUGAAUUGUUUCCCCGAGGGUACCAAGUCAGAGAAGUGCAGCACAUCGCAAAUAAAAUGCAUGGCGAAUAAGGUGCCGGUUUGUAUACCGUUACCGCGCAUCUGCGACAUCACCAAAGACUGUGAUGAUGGCGAGGAUGAGUUGCUCAAUUGUGAUAAAAUUCCUUACGGCGGACGUUGUGACUUUGAAGAAGACUGGUGUGGCUGGCGUGAUUCGGGCAGAACGGUGCUUACUUGGUCGCGUCACACUGGUGCUUCACCCACACAUGACACCGGACCCGAUGGCGAUCAUACACAGGAACAUCUGCUGAAUGCCACCGGUGGCUAUUAUAUGCUCGUCGAUAUGAAUCAACAUAUGAAUAAUUCGGAAAAGGCUUCAAUGAUCGGUUUUGCCAGUAAUGCGUUCAUGAUCAGUAAAACUUUCAAUCCUCCGCCACUGGUGCAUGGAAACCCCAAUUCACCGUACAGAAACUCGUGUGUUGUACGCUUUUAUGUACAUCAAUUCGGCAAGAAUCCGGGUAGCAUCAAUUUAUCUGUGGUCGAGAUGAAGGAGAAGGAGAAUAUUACGACAACGCUUUGGUGGAGCAGUAAAAACCAGGGCGGCGAUUGGCUACGCGCUGAAUACCUACUGCCCAACAUCACAUCCAAAUAUUAUCUACACUUUGAAGCCCGCAUGGGUAUGCGCAUCUUCUCCGACGUUGCUGUCGAUGAUGUUUCCUUAAGUCCUGAAUGUUUUGGCAUAAACAUACCGAAAGAGCAUCUCAACGGGUACAACUACUGGGAUGUACGGCACAAUUUCCGGAGCCCAUCACAUCGAGACUAUGAACACAAACACUAUCUACAGUUAACAACGUGCGAUACGCGCGGUAUGAUAGGACCGACACAGCAACAAUGUGAGACCUCUUACAAGGAGAAUAAUCAAAGUCAUGUACUGAAGGAGGUGCGUAUCGUCGAAGAUCAAAGUUCCUACAAGGGCAUGCAGAAGUGGAAAGUACCACACGAGGGUUACUAUACCAUAAUUGCUAAGGGUGCCAGCGGUGGUCUCGGUUCUGGUGGUGUUGGAUCGUCGCGUGGCGCCAUGGCAGUUGCUGUGCUCGAGCUGCACAAGAAUGAGGAACUCUAUAUACUUGUGGGCCAACAGGGCGAAAAUGCUUGCAUCAAGUCGUUGAGUGUCAAAGAGGAUGGUUGCGGCCCCGAUGCAGAAUUGGACUUGAGCAAAUACAGCUUCAGUUCAAAACAGCAUAUGGUAAAGAAUAUUUAUAUUGAGAAUGGCGCUGGCGGUGGAGGUGGUGGGUCCUACGUUUUUCUGCUCAACUCUGCUAAGAACGAAGCUGUGCCACUGGUGAUAGCUGGCGGCGGUGGUGGUCUGGGCAUAGGGCAGUACGUUGAUGAAGACUUCCAGCAUGGUCAAAAGUCGAAUCCGAUACGCCUCGGGGUUACUGGACAAAUCCACGGAGACCAAGUGAAUUUGAAGACCGCUGGUCCAGGUGGCGGUUGGCGCGCCAAAGUUGACCAAGCGUUGAGUCCCAGGUAUGGUGCAGCUUUGCUGCAAGGUGGACGUGGCGGUCAUUCUUGCUACGUCGAAGUAAUGGGUAACAAUGAAAGCACUGUAAAUAAGCAUGGCCAAGGCGGAUUCGGCGGCGGUGGCGGUAGUUGCAAUACUGGUGGCGGUGGCGGUGGCUAUGCCGGUGGUGAUGUGUAUCUAAAUAAAUCCAAUGGCGAGGGUGGCACAUCAUUCAUCAGCACCAGUCGCAGCUUGAAGGAGUUGAGUGUUGUAUACGAAGGUGCUAGCAGCGGUGCCGGUUCGGUAAUCAUUAUACCGGCAAUCGAGGGUUGCGGUUGUGAUUAUCGUUGCAUUGCAUUAGAUGAAUAUCGUUCCUCGGUGCGCUGUAUUUGUCCCGAUGGUUGGCGGCUAAAGCGUGAUAACCAAACAGCAUGCGAGGUGAUUUCCGAAGAGCGCAUACCCUUCUCAUAUCUAAUGGGAUUCUUUAUAUUCCUGGUUGUGUUACUCGGCGCUGCUCUUACUGCGCUCAUCAUUAUUUUGUACAAUCGAUAUCAGCGUAAAAAGCAAGCCAAGCUGCGUCACAAAAUGUUACUGGAACAGGAACUACAACUCAGCCGGUUGCGACACAACACCGAAGACUCUACCCUAACUAACUUUAAUCCUAACUACGGUUGCGAUGGCAUACUUAAUGGGCAAAUUGAUGUCAAGCAGUUGCCACAAAUCGCGCGUGAAAACUUAAGACUCGUAAAGGCACUCGGUCAAGGCGCUUUUGGCGAGGUCUACCAAGGACUCCAUCGUGCGAACAUGAAUGAUACCGUGGAAUUGCCUGUAGCCGUAAAAACCCUACCCGAAAUGUCUACACGUCAAGCGGAGGAGGACUUCCUAAUGGAAGCAGCCAUUAUGUCGAAAUUCCAUCAUCCCAAUAUGGUACUUCUUCUCGGAGUUUGCUUCGAUAGGCAUCCACGUUUUAUUGUGCUCGAGCUACUAUCUGGCGGCGACUUGAAAAACUUCUUGCGUGAGGGACGCAACAAGCCGGAUCGUCCGUCGACGCUGCUAAUGGGAGACCUCUUCUACAGCGCACGAGAUGUAGCCGAAGGUUGCAAGUAUAUGGAAAGUAAAAGAUUCAUACAUCGCGACAUAGCGGCACGUAAUUGCCUGCUGAGCACCAAAGGUCCGGGAAGAAUUGUGAAGAUUGCCGAUUUUGGCAUGGCGCGGGACAUCUAUCGCAGUGACUAUUAUCGCAAGGGUGGCAAAGCUAUGCUGCCUAUUAAAUGGAUGCCACCAGAGGCAUAUGUAGAUGGUAUCUUUACAGCCAAAACAGAUGUAUGGUCGUUUGGUGUACUACUAUGGGAGGUCUUCAGCUUAGGCAUGAUGCCAUAUCCAGGUUUACAGAACCCCGAAGUAAUGAAAUUGGUUGCUAAUGGUGGCCGCUUAAGCGCACCACCCGGUUGUCCAACGGAGAUUUAUCGCAUUAUGGCUGAUUGCUGGAAUCCCACACCAGAGGAUCGUCCCGACUUUACUAGUCUAAGAGAUCGGAUUAUAGCACUUAUCGACGCUCAACUAAGCAAAAUGGCUGAACCUCUACCACCAAGCUAUUUUCGUCCGCUCUCAUCCGACCGUGAUCCGGCUGCAGUGCGCCCAACGGGCAGCGAAGAAUUAUGCUUGCCCAUGCCCGGCACCUCGGAUUACCUGAUACCGCUGGCCAACGGUGCAAAAAUAGAUCUCAUUGCCAAGAUGAACUAUGCCAGCGCUGCUGGUUGUGCACCAAAUGCUAACAUGGCCGUAGCCACCACAUCGAAAGCCAGCAGCGCCAACAUCUGCACACCGCCAGCUGUCGCUUCGCCUGAGGUACCUAAAAGUACAGCAAAACUGGAUGCUACGAAUAUAAGCGGCAAGGAUUGCUGGGAAACAUCUUUCAUUUUGCCAAACUCCAAAAGCGAUCAGCCUCUGCUGACUGGCGCAGUAGGUGGCGUUGGCCCGCUAUCCGCCAACGACUCAUCGUGCAGCAUUAACGGUAAUAGUGUCACCAAUAAUAUUUCCAAUGCCACCGGUAAUGUGAACAGCGGCCACAGCAGCAGCAGCCAAACCUCACCAAUAAUGCACAACGGCAUCAAAAUGAGUAUGCUCAAUCAUAACAACAACAACAAUAACAACAGCAGCAGCAAUAAUAAUAAUAAUCAUCAACAUCAUCAUCAACACGCCGUACACGAAGCAGAGGAAGCGAAACUUAUAAGUUUGGAUACACCACAACCGACGCCGACCACCAUACAGCCGCCACUAUCAUUCUCCUCGCAGCUGGACGGCAUCACACUUGAUCCGGCGGCGCUCACCAAAAGUCUGCAGCAGCACAAGGCUGGCGCAGGUGGUGUUGGCAAUUCAGUUGCCUCCUCAUCCUAUGCCAACAUACAGAUGAUGUCGUCGUCGGUGAAUGCGCCGCAUAAACUGGCCGGCGCAAGUGGCAUAGAUGUAGUCAAGGAGCUGCCAAAUGGUGGUGGGGAAAAAAUUAAUGGCAUGGUCGAUGCAACGCUGUAUAAUGGGCCAUCCGGCAGCGUGUUGAAUGGUGCGGCGACUGUAAAUGGUAAUGGCGCUGCGGUAGGUGACGAUACGGCGCCUUUUACAAUACAGGGCUACAAAGACCGUUACAAGGAUAAGCACGCCGAGAUCAGCUGUUAGGCUUCUGAACAAAAACAAAAAUAUAAUAUAAAAACAAAAAACAAAAACAAACAGCUGUCUAACGGCCGACAACAGUUAAGGCUGAGAGUGCCCAGCUGUUGAACGGCAGUUUGCCGAGGCGAUGGCAGCAGCGGCAGCGUAAAACGCAGCCGAUGAAUGGUCAGCGCGGUGUACAGGGUGUGUUGGUUGUAUUGUAUUUAAUUUUCACACAAAAAAUACAUAAGAAAUAUAUUUAGUAUAAAAUGGAAAACAAAUAUAUGUACGUAGUUAUUUAAGUAAACACAAAUGUAAAGUCUUAAGUUUAGGUAUUACAGUAAUACAAGACAACGGGACAAAUUCAUAAAAAAAAACGAAAAAGAAAAAAAACAGAACUGGCUGAUUUUUACAAAACCAAAUUUAAAUACAAAUAUUUAUAUUUAUUUAAGUAAGUGUUAAAGAAAUGAAUAACAAAUAGAUAAAGGCAAACCUAAAUUGACAGUGAACUUAAAUAAAGACCAAAAUAAUAAGAACAAAAACAAAUUCACAAUAUAAUAUGGACACUGUAAGAUAAAAACAAAAAAUGUGUGAGCUAGUUUACGGUUAAAAAAAAAUUUACACCUAAAGGUUAAAUGUAUAAUUGAAAAAUCUGCAACUAGAAAUACAUAAAAUAAAUAUUGUAAGCUAAUUUGUUUAAGUUUUAUGUGGAGUGUGUGUAAAUAGAGUAGUUUAUCUAUAUAAAAAUGUGUGCAAAGAAUCCAUCACAAAUAAUUGCAUGUAAUUUUCAGAAUGAAAGGGGCGCAUA
Messenger RNA from Anastrepha obliqua, 7269 nucleotides. It is a transcript of the gene Alk, whose product is annotated as tyrosine-protein kinase receptor. The record is from RefSeq and is a predicted model, not a curated record. Gene Ontology annotation, cellular component: signaling receptor complex; membrane. Lineage: Eukaryota; Metazoa; Arthropoda; Insecta; Diptera; Tephritidae. Gene Ontology annotation, molecular function: ATP binding; protein binding; transmembrane receptor protein tyrosine kinase activity. Gene Ontology annotation, biological process: positive regulation of kinase activity; cell surface receptor protein tyrosine kinase signaling pathway; regulation of neuron differentiation. The transcript has 15 exons. The coding region runs from base 873 to 6488 and encodes 1871 amino acids.